UUCAUCGUCUGGGAGCAAGUUUCGGUGGUGUUCGUGCUUGGGACAUUCGAGAUCGGAAGGGCGUGUGUGUGUGUGUGAGUUUUGGAUAUUUAAUGUGCACGUGUAGGCUGCCCGAAUAAGGUGCCAAGGGCACGGAUCAAAAGAUCUGACAUUACGUACAAAGAGAGGAAGUAAAGCAUAUGGUUGCGUGGGUUCGGAAUUGUUGGCCAGAUGUCGAAGCGUGCCUCUUGAUGCUUUGGAGUAUCGCGGCGAACGGGAUAGUUGAAACAGCUCCUGAGAAUGUUGGCCGGACGAAUGCCUUCGUGCCUCUUGGUCUUUUGGAGAACCGUGCUUCGGGAACAAGGGGAGCUAAAACCGUUAUGCGCCCACAUGGGAGCCACCUGUUUUAGAAACCACCCGAGUUCACAAUUGGUGAAGAGGGAAAGAAAAGGCUGCCCAAGGAUUCUAGUCGCUGUGAGCAUGAUGGUAGGAAAGUGGAAGAUGGUGGAAAAAAGGUGGCACAGAAAGGUGAAAAAGGCCAACACAGGAUAACACAACAUGUUAGUGCUGUCCAUGCCGUUAUCCAUCACAGCAAAGGAGAACCUCUUAGACCCAAAACCAGCUAAUCAGAUUGGGUGCCAGGGGAGCCUCUAGACCAUGGCAUGGUGGGUUCUCAUCCUAGA
Molecule: messenger RNA, 662 nt
Organism: Cantharellus anzutake
Lineage: Eukaryota; Fungi; Basidiomycota; Agaricomycetes; Cantharellales; Hydnaceae
Exons: 1
Coding region: 280-531 (83 amino acids)
Source: RefSeq, a predicted model, not a curated record